This is a messenger RNA of Aspergillus pseudotamarii, 2298 nucleotides long. Its product is annotated as putative anaphase-promoting complex subunit Apc5. Gene Ontology annotation, biological process: protein K11-linked ubiquitination; positive regulation of mitotic metaphase/anaphase transition; anaphase-promoting complex-dependent catabolic process. Gene Ontology annotation, cellular component: anaphase-promoting complex. NCBI's taxonomy places the organism in Eukaryota, Fungi, Ascomycota, Eurotiomycetes, Eurotiales, Aspergillaceae. Bases 1 to 2298 code for a protein of 765 amino acids. The record is from RefSeq and is a predicted model, not a curated record. The transcript is spliced from 7 exons.
AUGAGUCGCUUUCUCACGCCAUCCAAGGUUGCCUUGCUGUGUCUGAUCUCCAUUUACACGGAAGGGGUCAUUCCCAAUUCCUCUGCUGUCCAUGUUCUCUCGUUCUUGGUCGCGUCUUUAAGUCCCCUGGACGCUGACUCAGGCUCCUCCAAAGACUGGAAGGCACAAUACUCAGCAUCCAUAACUGACCUCGAAGGAGCUUUGUCUACGCAUUCAUCUUCAAUCCCUGGACGCUCAAUUUGGGACUUGUUCCUCAAAAGAGUUUGGUCUAUUGAUUCAUGUGAUGCACUGGAAGUAUUCUUCUCUAAUGUGUUAGAUCUGUUGGUCAAAUCUCGGGAGGAGCAGAUCCGCGAUAGGGAUAACGGCCUGGCCCCGGAGCUGGGAUGUAUGCGCCUCUCCCGGUGCUCUCCGCUGGGUGCAUUUGUGAGGCGAGCACAGCUGGAGUUUACAAGACUACAGUUCCAUGACUCGAUCAAGCUCUGGAAGGGCUUUGUCAAGUAUCGCCUCCCCACAUACCACGCUUGGGCAAGACGGAACCCGUUUGGUGAACAGGCCAUGGUUGAUAUGAAUUUACUCGAGCUUGGUUUGGACACUGAUAGUCAACUUGCUCAAGUGGCGUAUGGUAAUAUUGAGGACGACUUGGAGGAGGAUAACCAUGUCAGUACGAAAGACGUAGAGCGUUUGCUGGAAUUUCAAAUUGGCGAGUUGCAGAGAAUGGGAGGAAGAGUGCCAGAUGGCAUGAAGGCAUCCCUGGAACGUUUUGUUACAUCUGGAGUGACACUGCCCAAUUUAAUACACUACUUAAGAUUCUUGGACGCUUGGAGGGCCGGUGAUUACCCAUCAUCCUUUGACAACCUCCACCGUUACUUCGAUUAUACGAUGCACAGUAGAGACCGGAGCUCAUAUCAGUACGCGUUGCUAAAUCUUGCUAUCCUUCAAGCAGACUUUGGUUGUUAUGGAGAAGCUGUAUCCGCCAUGCAAGAGGCAGUCUCGAUUGCCCGAGAAUCUCACGAUAUGAACUGCUUGAACUUUUGCAUGAGCUGGCUAUACCACUUUGGCAAAGCAUUCCCAGAGCAGAUGAAGGACGUUCAAAACACGGGCAUGCUUGGAAAUGAGAAAGAAGGACUGGCAUUCCUCAAGGCGAAAGCAAAGGAGACAGAAAUGUGGAGUCUCUUGAGUACAACGCUACUGAGUGAAGCUAAACUCGAACUGCAAAAUGGUGACAGUCUUGCCUCUUCCAUUGAAAACAUAAUCCGGGCAUCGCACCUCAAUGUAGCAAAGAACCUUAUAAAUUCAACCGGGCCACAGUUACUAUUACAGACCGCACUUUAUUCUAGGAUCGGUAUCGCACACCUGGCAUGGUUGAGCAGUGAAACUUUCCAGGAGUGUUACACAAGUAAAGCGCCGUUUGAAGACUAUCUGAAGAGUAGCUUCCGUAGCUCACAGUUGCUUGCACAACAAGGCCGUUUCAAAGAGGCCUUGGUUCGUAUGAAUCGCAUAGGGCCUGACAAACUACGCUCCCUGAAAGCAAACCAAUACUGGACAUUCUUCUCUGGAGUUUUGCAGCUGAAACGACAAAUAUAUCGCAAUGAUAAAACGGCAACAGAGUAUCUCCUCUCGCAACUCCAAGCAAUACAACUGCCGGAUAAUGACAUAGCAGCUCUGUUGGGUUUUCUCCACGUUGAGUACUUAAUCCGACAGGGCAACUACACCCGCGCAUUGGAGAUUGUCGAACGCACAGCCCAAACUAUCCACCGAGACAACUUCGACAUCCACUGCCAAGUCAAGCUCUUAUGUCUUAAGGCUUGUAUACUCGAGAAGACCUCCCAGCCCCAGCGGGGGUUCUCUCUGGCAAUGAGAGCAGCCAACAUUGCCUACCGAUCGAGACUUCUCCCUGGCCUUUGGGAAGCCAUUUGCGUUCUGUCAGGAGUCCUUCUCAGCCUGAGGGAAUUUGAGGCGGUCGUGGCAAUGGUGGAGAGUAUAAUGCCUCAAAUACUUGAAUCCAGCGACUCUGCCCUGGCAGCCCGCGCAUACUCUCUUCUAGUGGAUGCAAAUAUGGGCAUUGCGGGAAAGGUCCGGAGCCAGGGAGCGGGACAAAACGUAGAGUACAUGAACCGGGCCUUGGAAUACCUAGAUUGCGCUUACGACCAAUACGAAAAGAUUGGGGAUAUCAAAGGGCAGUGCGAGAUGAUGGCAAAAAAGGCUACAGUGAUGCACUUGACCGGUGAUUUGGUCCUUGCGAAUGACUAUGCAGCAAAGUACCUGGAUUUGCAGCGGCUCGGUAGUACUGAAAGGUGA